This is a messenger RNA of Anolis carolinensis (green anole), 4919 nucleotides long. RefSeq names its product 1-acylglycerol-3-phosphate O-acyltransferase 3 (gene agpat3). Gene Ontology annotation, molecular function: 1-acylglycerol-3-phosphate O-acyltransferase activity. Bases 403 to 1533 code for a protein of 376 amino acids. Gene Ontology annotation, cellular component: endomembrane system; endoplasmic reticulum. Lineage: Eukaryota; Metazoa; Chordata; Lepidosauria; Squamata; Anolidae. The transcript has 9 exons. The record is from RefSeq and is a predicted model, not a curated record.
UCUUUCUUUCUGUCUGCUCGGCCGGCUUGGCUGCCCCCGGGAGGAACGGAACCGCCGUUGCACAGGAAGUGGCAACACACACACUCCCAGACACACUCACACACACUCCUGUAUGAUCAUCCGGACCGGGAGGCAGCUUCCCCUGCCGCACUGAAGGCGAGAAGGAGAAGGAGAAGAAGGGCGCCUGCAGCGCACAAUAGGGUCGCCGUCGCUCUUCCCUGCCGCUGCCUCCUCCUCGGAACAGGCGGUGCCCGGAGAGAGGAGCCGCUCUUGCUCCUUGGAGGAGGCGGAGGCUGGCGCGGCUGCAUCGGAGCUGGAGGCGGAGAAGGGGAGCCAGAGCCAGCCACCCCCAGGACGGUGAUUCUGAGUGAAGGACCUUGCAAGCGUAACUAAGUGGUUAUCAUGGGCUUAAUUGCGUUUCUGAAGACCCAGUUUAUAGUUCACCUCCUGAUUGGGUUUGUCUUUGUCGUGAGUGGGUUCAUCAUUAACUUCAUCCAGCUAUGCACGCUAAUCCUCUGGCCUAUAAACAAGCAGUUUUAUCGACGAGUAAACUGCCGCCUUUCCUACUCAUUGUGGAGCCAGUUAGUGAUGUUGCUGGAAUGGUGGUCUGGUACAGAAUGUACUCUCUUCUCAGACCAGGACACAAUCAAUAAGUUUGGAAAAGAGCAUGUCAUCAUCAUCUUGAACCACAACUUUGAAAUUGAUUUCUUGUGUGGCUGGACCAUGACGGAACGCUUUGGUGUGUUAGGGAGUUCAAAAGUCCUUGCUAAGAAAGAACUGUUGUAUGUGCCCCUAAUUGGCUGGACAUGGUAUUUCCUGGAAAUUGUAUUCUGCAAAAGGAAAUGGGAAGAAGAUAGAGACAUGGUUAUUGAAGGGCUAAAAAGAUUGUCUGAUUAUCCAGAGUAUAUGUGGUUUCUUUUGUAUUGUGAAGGAACUCGUUUUACAGAAACCAAACAUCGUAUUAGCAUGGAAGUAGCAGAGUCUAAGGGAUUGCCUAAACUCAAAUAUCACUUGUUGCCCAGAACCAAAGGUUUUACUACAGCUGUCCAGUGUCUCAGGGGAACAGUUUCAGCUGUGUACGAUGUGACGUUAAACUUCAGAGGAAAUAAAAACCCAUCUUUAUUAGGAAUCCUUUACGGAAAGAAAUAUGAAGCAGACAUGUGUGUCAGGAGGUUUCCCCUAGAAGAUAUUCCUUUAGAUGAAAAGGAAGCAGCAAAGUGGCUUCAUACACUUUACCAAGAAAAGGAUGCUUUGCAAGAGAAGUAUAAUCAAGAGGGCAUUUUUCCUGGACAGCAAUUCAAACCUCCCAGAAGACCAUGGACUCUCCUCAACUUUCUCUUCUGGGCUACAGUACUCCUGUCUCCUCUUUUCAAAUUUGGCUUUGGCAUUUUUGCAAGUGGAUCACCUCUCCUAAUUCUUGCAUUCCUGGGCUUUGUUGGAGCAGCUUCCUUUGGAGUUCGCAGACUGAUAGGAGUAACGGAAAUAGAGAAGGGCUCCAGCUAUGGCAACCAAGAAUUCAAGAAAAAGAAAUAAUUUCACAGAUGCAGUUCUGAACAUAUAACAAGACUAUGAUAUCAAAUUAACUUCAUUGAAAGAAAGACACUUAGAAAACUUAUCUUUUUUUUUCUUAUUAACUGAUAACUAAUAAUACUUGAGCCAAGACUGAAGAAAUGGGAAAAUUCAAGAGAAGAAGAAACAAAUUGACUACUUAUCUGCCUAAGGAUCCCUGUGUUCAUAGUUUUUGGAGAAAAUCUGGGCUAAAAAAACCCCACAGAAACUUUUUCCCCUUUUUUUGUGAGUGGGUGGGGGGAGCUUAUGGGUGACGCUACAUGCAUUUUCAGAUAACUGUUUUGUUUUUCAAGAAUACAACACUCGCUUUUCAAGGAGAGACACUGAACUUUUCUUUUGGUCAAAAAUGGUUUAACAUUUCCUUGUUUUUAGCGUCUUUUUGAAACAAAAUUAGGCAGCAUGCAUCACAACAAACACACAGUAUCCAAUUAAUUUUACAGCUGUUCCUUGGAGAGGAAGCCACUUGGAAAGACGACUUAAUAUUUGCAGUCAUUUUAGUUUGUCUUUAUUCUAAUAUUUAUUAGUGUGUACAAUGGCAUUGUAAUGACAGCUGCACCUUUACUGAUAAGCACAUAUUUUCUGCCAGAUCUUACUAGGAUGGAUGCAAUCCUAACUUUAGCCCCUUUAUGUUGUGCCAGUAAAAUUGGCGCAGACUUACAAUGGCCUACAUAGAUACUGAACUCAUCAUUUCUGUGCUCCCGAAAUGUGGGACAGAUGUGUCAGGAGAUGGCUGAACUUUGCAGUAUUUGUUGGUUUAGUUCUUGGGUAUCUUUUAAAUAUCCAAAUGGUGUUUCUGUUUUCCUGGACUAUUUUUGGCUUUAUUCUACAAAAAAAUCCAGCAUUAAACACAUACAGGAGUAGAGCUUUGAAAAUGUACUGUUUUUGAACUGCAGCUUCUUUAAUCCCUCAAACCACACAGCCAUUGCCUAUUAUGACUGAGCAAUUCGAGGGGUUGUAGUCCAAAAACAUAAUUUCCCCCAGAUCUCCAUCAAUGUCUAGAAAAAUUAUUACAUUUAACUAUCCUUAACAAGCAUUUGGGGUUAGUCGUGUGUUUGAGUGAAACUGUAUAUCUUUAGGGUUGCAGCUGCAAACAUGCCUAACUGAAAGUCCUUUCAUCUCAAACUAGGAGAACAUUCUUCCAGGUAAAGUUGUAGGAUCUGAGGGCUGGGAUGUCAACUUAGCUGCCCUGUGUUGUUGCAGUAAAUUUACAAUUUUACCAACAGUCUGUUUGCCACUGAACAAAAAUUGAUAUCUACACAUCAGGUGACCUAAGUAGUUUAUCAUCAUCAUCAUCAUCAUCAUCAUCAUCAUCAUCAUUUUGUUAUUAAUUUUUGCUGCAUGUUCUAUCUUCCCAAAAUAGUUCCAAUCAUAUCUGGCUCCAAAGAACAUUGACAGAAACUACACGGCCUUCUUAGUUUCAUCUUUCAGGGUCCAUCAUGACCGCUUCCCAUGGGAAAGCCAUUGGUUUGAAGCGGCCUGCAAGCCAGCUUCAAACUAAUUUGAAGCACAUUUUGGUUGGGGUUGGAACUUUUAAGUGUUUCUAUUGAAUGAAUGUUAUAUUCUGCUGAGCCAGAAGGAGGCAGCUUCCAUCCAGAGGCUGUCUUGUUUUCGUAAUAGAGCUUUGCAGUUGAUUAAAAUUUACGUAUGUUUUAAAAGGGGGUAUCUGUAAGUAUGUGACAAUGAUAUGUGUCUUCUUCCAGUGAUGGGACCAACAUUUUGCAAUCAGCUCUGCACCAACAAAACAAAACAAACAUCUGAAUGAAGUUACCUAAAUAGAAUUCAAAGCAGAAUUGCUCCCUGCUACUCUAGUCAAUGUACUCUUAAUGCACACAUUCUUAUCUGAAAAUUUGAUUCUUGCCUUGCAAGAAACAGAGAAUGCGUUCUCUCUCUCUCUCUCUCUCUUGCUUUCUCAAAACCAAGGGUAAAUAUGUAAUAUUUUACUUGCAAAAUGUGACUGUUGACACUAACUUUUUAUUUCUCAGACCAUAGGUCAUUUAACAAUUUCUGGAAUACCUUUAUUUGCAAUUUGCCAUUGGGAAAAAGAGUUAUCUUAUGGGCUGUAAUCAAAAUAAUAGAUAUACAAGCAUGGUAGAGAAUGGAUAACCUUUGCCUUGCUCCUGUUUCUGUUGCUAAAGUGACAAGCAGUUUUAAAAAACUUAACUAGUUGCUUGUCUCCAACCAGAAUUACUAUCACAGCAGAAGCUGUAACUGCAUUUGUUUCUUUCCUGCAUGUAUAUACCAGUACUUUGGAUCACAGCCCAGAAUAUCCAUUUUGCUGUGUCUUUCCCUUAGCAGAACAUUGUUCCAUUGGUCAUGGAAAACACAAGCAAUGCUUACUGAAAUAAAUUAAAUCUGAUCUGACUCUUAAGGGCAGACAACUCAUAUAUUAACUUCAUUAGAAGUUGAAUAUGUGCUUCUUGGGAAGGGGCAGAAUCCAGCCAUGACUAUUUUCUAAAACUCCUUAGAUAUUUUCUGCUUUUUGUUUGUUUUCAUACUGUUAAGGCAGCUGGACAGAAAAAAAUCUAUUUUUUUUCUCUCCAGAGAUAUGAAAAGGUUGGAAUUGCAUUGUUUUAAAAAUGAAAUGGGCAAAUAACUCUUACUUGUUGGGAGGGUCUUUUUUUUUCUUUACUAAAUGCUGUAUAAUUGCUUUCCGAAGAUUUUGAAUACAUUUUAAUUGCACCUAAUAACAAAAGCAAAUCAGGAAACCCACUAGCUGUGUGUUACAAUUAUAUGUGAGCAAGGAGUUAUGUACCACUAGAUGAGCCCAGAAAUGUUUAACAUGCUUAGGAGGGGUGGAGCAAGGGUCAAACAAGAAGUUGGAAAGAAGAAGAAUGAGUAUAUAACUCUUUAAAAAAAAUAGGUGUCUAGUUUCUACUUAGUACAGAUAACUCCUGCUUGAAGGUAAUGGGAGUAGUGCAUGUAUAUUACGGGGGGAAAGCAGAUGUUUUUCUUCUGUUUUAUUUUCAUAUCAUGGCAUAUUCAUCAUAUUUUGUUUUGAAAAACAUAGCAAAGAGCACACAUUUGUCUGCAGUUCUAGGAAGACAUAUCCAUUUUGAAAACAAACGUAACAACAUUGCACAAUAUAGUACACAACAGCUCAUUUUUUUGGCUUGAACUUUGGUUUGUCUCUUUAAAUAGUUUUUUUAAAAAAAAAAUACGCAAAGUGUGUAUGAAAGAAUAUUACUGGAAAUAGCAGCAAGUGUGUCUCAUAAAGAAAAUCAGAUGGUUUGGAUUGGAACCGUGAACAUAGAUUUUAUACUUACACUAUUUUCUUCUGGUUUAAUAGAGCAUAGCUUGUAUAUUUGACUACCAAGCCCUUUGAGAGCAAUAAUAAACAAAAUAUACCAUGA